This is a messenger RNA of Pogoniulus pusillus (Red-fronted tinkerbird), 1116 nucleotides long. RefSeq names its product oleoyl-ACP hydrolase (gene OLAH). NCBI's taxonomy places the organism in Eukaryota, Metazoa, Chordata, Aves, Piciformes, Lybiidae. Bases 13 to 777 code for a protein of 254 amino acids. The transcript is spliced from 6 exons. Gene Ontology annotation, biological process: lipid biosynthetic process. The record is from RefSeq and is a predicted model, not a curated record.
CUCUCUUUAGGCAUGGAGAAGCUGAUUGCUUGUCCAUACAAACGCCCAAAUGCCCUCUGUAGGCUGAUUUGCUUCCCGUGGGCUGGAGGUGGAACUUCUGCACUUGCUCAAUGGGGCAGACUCUUCAGCAGCUCCACUGAAGUGUACUCGGUGAGGUUCCCUGGCAGAGAGAGCCGCCUGCAGGAGCCCUUUGCGGCGGACAUGGCGAGCCUGGUCACCGAGAUCACAACUGCUCUGCUCCAGGAGCUGCAGGAGAAGCCAUUUGCCUUUUUUGGCCACAGUUUUGGAUCUUACAUCAGCUUUGCAGUUGCACUGCAGCUGAAAGAGAAGCAUGGACUGGAGCCCUUCCACCUGUUUGUGUCAGGGGCACAUGCCCCAAACUCUGAGGCACUGCUUCCCAUCAAGAGCAUCCCAAUACAUGACACAGCAGAUGAAGACAUUCUGAAGUACAUAGCAAUCCUGGGAGGAACUCCCUCUGAGCUGCUGCAAAGUGAGGACAUGAAGAAACAUCUGAUCCAGACCUUCAGAGAGGACCUCAGAGUUCUUCAGACCUUCUCCUUUGAGAAGGCAGAGAGGAAGACUCCCCUCUCCUGUGACAUCACCUGCUUCAAUGGCUCUGAGGACAAGCCCUAUGAUCUAACAGCUUGGCCUGAGCUGACAAGUGGAGACACCUCCUGCUACCAGCUCCCUGGAGGGCACUUCUACCUGCUGGAGCCCUCCAACGAGAUCUUCCUGACCAAGCACAUCACCAGAUGCAUCGAGAACGCAGGGCUCUGAGCAGUGCCCUGCCCUCCACAGGCCUCAGCUCCUCACAACAAGUCUGUAACCUGCAUGUAGUCAUAGACCCAUAGGAUGCUUUGGGCUGGAAGGGGUCUUGAAAGCUCCUCGGCUCAAGACCAACCUCCUGCAGCCAGCAGGGACAGCUGCAGCUAGAGCAGGUUGCUCAGAGCCCCAAGCAACCUGACCUGGGCUGGUGCCACGGAUGGGGCAGCUCCCUCCUCUCUGGGCAGCCUGAGCCAGGGUCUCCUCACCCCCACUGUAAAAACUGCCUCCCUUCUCUGCAGUGCCAGCAUCCUCUCUUCUAGUUCAGACCAUCACCCUUUGUCCUGCCACAAC